UAUUUUCUGACACUUGCCCUAGAGCUGGAGGUAGAGAUGCCUCCUUUCGUACCAUACUCUCACCGGGGUAUGACAGGAGAUGCCAGCGGAGGACCCAGGAGUCCUUCCCAUUCUUCCGUCGAUACUUCGACACUGUGACCGCGGCUAAGGUAACUCAAGAUUCACUGUUAUUUCCAUUUUCCCUUGAUUCUGAUUCGUAUCGCAAUAUCUGAUGACAAUUAACAAUCUGUGCACUCUCUAUUUACAAAUCACUUGGCGGCCCUGGGCGAUGAUGCCUGAGGGAGUUAGGGAUCAGUUUGCUGGUGCUCGAGAGGCUUCUUGCUUCCGGCUCCUACUCGAGGGCCCAGUUUGUCGGUUAUGGUUCUUAGGGGAGCGGUUUUUAUGCCAGACCAUCGGCUUGCCCUAGCCGGUAGUUCCCAUGCCACGUCUGACAUAUAUAAGAGCCCUAGAGAAAUUCACUUUUCAAGAGAUGAUUGAUUUCACCAGGGGCUGGGACGCUGACUUUUUCUAAGUCGAGGGUGAUUACACAGCCUUCAUUCAGACAUACCUCAUGCCACCUCUGACUAGUGCCCGUGGAAGUGAGAGAGCGAGGGCUCCAGCUGCGAGAGAGAGAGACAGAGGGGAUAGGGCGACCAGGACUCGUAGCAGGAGAGAAUCUCGGACGAGACAGAGGACAGGGUGGCCAGAGCUGCCUACUACACUCACUUGUUAGCGGUAUACCGGGGAGGCUUACCAGAUCCCUAUUGAGCCUGCACCAGCUGGGCAUGAGCUUGUCGGGGUUCGAGGCCCGACUCUAGCACCUAUAGAGUACAUCGGCCAGGCUCUCGAGCUAGCGGCUUCCAUGAUGGAGAUGGUGUAGAGAAGCAUGCAUCUGCUCAACCUCUACAGGAUUCCGAUCCCAGCCACACCGGACGCUCCAGCGGGAGCUGCAACAGGACCAUCAGAGCCUCCUCCGACAGUAGGAAUAGAGAGACGGGAGGCUCCAGCACGCAGUCGAGGGAGAGCGAGGGGCACCUGUGACGAGAGUGGCCCUUCAGAGCCCGCCCGAGACGACGACGAUGAUGAGACGGGCGAGGACGAUGAGGCAGCGAGUCCACAGUCAGAGUCAUCUGAGGAUGGAGACGACAACGCUGGCUCAGAUUCUGAGGGCGGAGAUGAUACUGAGGCAGGUUCAGCGGGGGCCUCUGACAGUGGGGCCGAUGGAGAUAGCUCUAGGUCCGUGCCCAGGAAGAGGACGAAGAGGGCCUCUCAAUCCUGAGGUGGCUGGCGCUGAUUCAUAUGUUCUUGCUUAGCUUUUUUUUGUUAGU
Camellia sinensis is the source of this 1307-nucleotide messenger RNA. The record is from RefSeq and is a predicted model, not a curated record. NCBI's taxonomy places the organism in Eukaryota, Viridiplantae, Streptophyta, Magnoliopsida, Ericales, Theaceae.